UGGUGGGAAAUGUAGACGCGACGCGCGAAACCCCCUGCCGAUGCGUGUUCCGACUUGUUGCUUGACCAAGAUAGGCAAGUGCUGACGCACGCACAUGCAUACAAUCGAGCAGCAGGUAGCAAGCAAGAAUGAUGCAGGGUUUGGCCGCCGUCAGAAGAGAGAGUGUGUGUGCGUGCUGCAUGCAUGUGUAUGCGAGCUGCACAAGCAGCAGGGUGCAGUCACACUUUGCUAGCGCGUAACGUAAAGGUAGAGUUUGAACCUUGCUUUCCCGCAAGUCUGGUUCCUCCGGACUUGCCUCUUCGUGCCAGUCCGGCACUUGCAAGUAAUGAUCCCUCUGCGCUUUCAUGUACCCUAGCUCAAGACUAUGUACCCGGCCGUUCUCCCCAAGCUUGGGCUUUUGGAGAGGAUCGCUUCUUGCCUUCAUGCGCCGAAUUUGAGGAAAGGUCGACGAUUGAGAGUGUGGGAAAGCUCUCGUCCACCACCCAGACUCUCAUCGUGGCUGCAUGUUCUGCUGGCAGCAUCUUGCCCACCUUGCGUGAAGAUAUAUGGCAGCAAGUGGUACUUGCCCCUGAGCUGGCGCGGAUGCAGCUGCGCGAGUCCAUGCUCAAAUGCUCUGGUGGGCAACAUUGUCCACGCACAAUCGAGGCGGUAGCACGUCUCUACUCUUCCUGCACCUGCUCACAGCCGGUCAAUCGCCUUUGCUCUACAAGGAAGGAAGCUGCCAAGCACGCCCGGGCAUGAGACUCCGACUGAGUCUGAACGCCGCCUCCGCAGAGUGAACCGACUGGGAUUUCGAGAAAAAGGGGGAGCCUGAAUCCACCCCGCUUAAACUCCGCUUGGGACCAGCAUCGCGACACGCAAAGCGGCCACUCUUUCUCAAGGCACUUGGCCCCCAGACAAUCUGACUCGCGAGGACCCUCGGUCUCGCAUUGAAAUCUGUUCGAGCGUCAGCGUGAGGCGACGCAUGCGCCUCAUUGAAGAGGAUGGGCUAGCUGUGCGAUCUCCUACGAGGCAGACACGGCCUGGCAACGACACAGACUGUAGUAGUAGUGCAUGGGCAUACAGCGCACCUAUACGCGAUC
This is a messenger RNA of Ceraceosorus guamensis, 1082 nucleotides long. RefSeq lists its product as hypothetical. The record is from RefSeq and is a predicted model, not a curated record. Bases 184 to 741 code for a protein of 185 amino acids. NCBI's taxonomy places the organism in Eukaryota, Fungi, Basidiomycota, Exobasidiomycetes, Ceraceosorales, Ceraceosoraceae. The transcript has a single exon.